This is a messenger RNA of Moneuplotes crassus, 1898 nucleotides long. Lineage: Eukaryota; Ciliophora; Spirotrichea; Euplotida; Euplotidae. The record is from the annotation of a GenBank genome assembly.
AUGAGACUUAUUGAUUGGGUCUCUGAAAAGAUCAAGGCUAAAGAUAUUUUUAACCAUAAAAUAUGUCUCACUCAUAAUGGGAGUGAUAGGUAUAGUUCGUUUAUUGGUGGUUGUACUUUCUUGAUGGUGUUGACCGGGCUUUUGUUUUAUGGAACUGUCUUGUUCGUGUCCAUGUUUAAAAGAAAAGAAAUCACAGCAAACAUAAACACAAUCAAAGCUGAUCUCAUGAAUAUUGCUGGGCAAGAAGAUUCACAAUGAUCAACUCAAAGCAAUUGUGUAGAAUCUGACACUUCAAAUAAAGGUACUUUGGCAGAUGGAAUCAAGUUAACAGAAGGGCCAUUUAUUGCUUGGAGAUAUAUUCCUGCAUCUUCGAACGUAAUCAAUGCAGAUGGAUCAAACUUUUACCCAGGAUCUGAAGUUCUCAAAGCCUGGGUAGAUUAUGAAGUCAUUGAUUUAUCAAACCCUGAAUCACCUAUUGUCUCAAUAGCUGAAUUUCCAUUCGAAGAAUGCAAUGAUACUUCAUUCCCUGAUCAUCUGAAAUUAGGUAGAUUGAAAUCUGAAUUUCGUUGCUUGAAUUUGUCUGGAUUUGAGCUACAAGGAGAUGUUGGUAAUAAUAAAUAAGAAAAUUUUGAAUUUAAGAGUUGGCAUAAAUACCUCUAAAGUUAAUAUAUCAGAUCGUCUAAUAAUGAAUGAAUAUAUGUUCAGAUCUACCAUGCAAUUCAUUAUUGAUAAUAAGUUUUUCGACUUUCAGGAUAUCGAUGACCCGAUUAAAAAUUAUUUCCAAUACGAAGAUGUUUCAAUGCCUGAUUCUCAGUUUUUGAGCGAAAUAAACAUGAAGGUUCGGAGUAACAAAUAUACUAAGAAGGAUGGGUUCCUUCCUUGGUCAUCUGAAGAAGAAGGAGACUUUUACUCUAUUGAAAAGGUUUCACGUAAUCAAUAUUUGGAAGGAACUUUAGCAUCCUCGCCAGGACAACUACCAGAGUAUUUUCCUAUACUUAAAGGAACAAUCGCUCUGGACUAUGAGCAGACCUUCUACGAGAGAAGAGUUACUGACUUCUUAGAAGUAACUGGGCAACUCGGAGGAAUCUUUGAAAUUUAUGAAAUUAUCGGAGGCUUUAUCAUUGGUUGGCUAUCUUCAAGAGCAUUGAAUCAAGAAAUCUUCAAGAACCUACAAAAAGCUGAAAAGGUGUAUCAUAAUCAACUCAAGGUCUUAGAGGAACUUAAAUUAAAUAAUCAAGAAAGUAACUCCGAUGAUGAGGAAGAUGAGGGAGAUGAGGAAAGAAGUGGCCAAGAGCAAAAUCAAGAGCAACAUCAGGAGCAACAUCAGGAGCAACACCAGGAGCAAUAUCACGAACAACAACAGGAGCAAAAUCAGGAGCAGAGUAAAGCCAAAACCAACUACUUAGUCGGAGUCGGGUCUCCCGAACCUGAAUACAAAUAAGCUUAUCAAGCAAUACAACGAAGCUUUGGAUAGUACAAAUCUGACUUUUUCGAUCAGAAAUCUUACAAGCAAAGUAGAAUAUUUACUUUCCAACGACUCUCACUACCAAGAGGCAAUCAAAAACAAGAGCUAUGAAGAACUCCAUUACAGAGUGGAGUCAGAAGAAGCCAAAGCAAAGAAAGAGCAACAGAUAAUGCUUCAGAAAUACCAAGAAGACUGUGCCAUUCUGCCUCACAAUGUGUUGCCUAACACUCAAAUAGACAGUACAAAGCAUCAAAUUCUUAAUCGAUACAAGGCUUACAUGAGUGGACACUUUCAUAGUUUGAAGAAACCAAAUGCUUCCAAAACGCUUUCAAAUGGACAUUUAAAUUUGGCACAAAAAAGUGAAUAUGGAAGAGUGGCUAGUUAUAUGAUACAGAAAGAUGAAGAAAGUAAAAAUGAUGAUAGAUAUGGCUAA